This is a messenger RNA of Lathyrus oleraceus (garden pea), 1179 nucleotides long. RefSeq lists its product as uncharacterized. The record is from RefSeq and is a predicted model, not a curated record. The transcript has a single exon. NCBI's taxonomy places the organism in Eukaryota, Viridiplantae, Streptophyta, Magnoliopsida, Fabales, Fabaceae. The coding region runs from base 288 to 1016 and encodes 242 amino acids.
CACAAAACGUGUGAAUCCUAUUCAAGAAAAGGAAAAUCCCUUUUUUUUCACUAUAACUUUUUCUUUCUUUCAGAAGACCAAAUAAAUAAAAAUCAAAAGUAACCCACGUUUGAAUGGAAAAGCCUCCUCAACUCACAUAUAUAUAAAUACCAAAUAACCUUCUUCAUUUAACUCCUCAACAAUCUUCAACUCCAACCACUUCUUAACAACCUAACAAAAAAUCAUAACAAUUUCAUUUCAGUUAUUACUGAAAAAAAAAACUCAAAACGAAAACGCUUUCACUCACAAUGCAAACCGUUUCAGGUUCAUCUUCAUCUCUCAGUGAGGUUUCCGGAAAGUUCGAAAACGAUUUCUUUGCGAAGCUGAAAAUCGAAGACGAAGUUAAGCAAGAGAAAGAUGUGGUAGACGAAGAGGAUGAUGAUGAAGAGUUUACUUUCGUUUUCGCAGAUCCUAAUGGUUCACCGAUUUCCGCUGAUGAUGUGUUCGAUAACGGUCAGAUUCGUCCUAUUUUUCCUAUUUUCGGUCAGGAUCUUCAUUUCACCGACGAUUACGAUAGCGAAUCUGGAAACCGUUCGCCUGUGAAGAAGAUUUUCGUUGAAUCGCCGUCUUCCUCAGGGAAAGCAACAUCGUCGACUUCCGCGGCGGCGGAAGGGACUUACUGCGAGUGGAAUCCGAAAGUAGCGAAGAAGAGCAACUCGACGGGAUCGUCGAAGUUAUGGAAGUUACGCGAUCCGAAGCUGAGAAGUAACAGUGACGGUAAAGAUGCUUUUGUGUUUUUGAAUCCGGAGAAGGUUGAGAAAUCGAGUUCCGGCGAGACAAAAAACGUGGUGGUAAGGAAUGUGAAAGUGGCGAAGGGGAAACCGGCACCGUCGCCGCAUGAGAAACAUUAUAUGAUGAUGAAAGCCAGGAAGGAAAGUGAUAAACGCAAGUCUUACUUGCCGUAUAGGCAAGAGUUGUUUGGGUUCUUUUCGAGUACAAAUGGAUUGGGAUUGAGUAGGAAUGUUCAUCCUUAUUGAGGAUUUUUGCUAUGAUGAGUUCAUGUAAUUAGCUUCAUGUUCUUUUAUUAUUACUUUAGUUUUUUGAAAAUGUUUGAUGAAUAUAUCAAACUAACUUGGGAUUCUUUUCCUUUGAUGUAAAUAUGUUGAUAAUAGUAAUCUAGUUUUUGAAUAUUUGCAUAUA